GUUCGUUUGCUGGUCAAUGUUCAUGUCAAUCUGCUUACAAUCCGUCGAAAUAGAGAUUGAAUACCUAUGACGUAAUUUUCUGCAUAACCGCCAAUGAAUGACUUCGAAAUGUUACUCUGUGCGUCACCAACUGCUCCUGCAGAUCGAUUUUGAUUGGUCAAGCGUUUAGUUGCUGCCAGCAAAAACGUUGUGCGCCUUCUUGAACACCAAGGCCCUAUUUGAACACUGAUAGCACUUUUUGGCGGCAAAUCAAAAUCUUGCACAAAUGUGCACACACGAAUGAGAAUGCAAUGCAAUAUUUCAUCAAAUAACAUUAUUACAAAUAAAUUGUAAUACUGAUACUUUACUGAAUUGUGGCAUAUUGCCAAUGUGAAUACCUGUAUUAGUUGUCAGAGGUCGCCUGUUUCAUAGAAGUUCCUCCGGGCGACUGCCGUGAUGUCCAGUCGCCGAACACGAGGGCGUGCCGUCGACUACCGAGCCCUCGCCGAUGGCGCCGACAGCGACGAUGAUUUUACCGUGCCGACUCCUCCGACGAAGCGUCCGCGGUGUCAGAAGGCCAGUGAGCGGGCUGCCGAGUUUGCGGACGGCGCGGGACCGUCGCACAUGCGCGUCUCGCUGGACGACAAACUCUACCAGAAACAGCUAAGAAUCGCCUUAGAAAGAUCUCGAAACGACUGUAAGGAUUCCUCAGAUUCGUCGUCCCAGGAAAGAAGUGUCAAGUCUGCAGAUACAUUGCCUGUCUCAGAAGCUGAAAUGUCACAAGGCCCCGAUACAGAAAUCGAGGAUGAGAUUACCACUACGAAAUGCUCUCCUGACCACGACAAGUGGACAGCCAGCGGAAGCAGCUCAUCGGACGAGUCGGAGAGCGACUACACGGCAGAGUUAUCCGACGAUGAAUUCAAGCCACAACCGAAAAAGGUAGCGAAGAAACCCGCUAAGGCCACGGCCAAAAAACAAUCGACACCCAAAGCUAAGCCGACAAAGCAGCGUUCGCCCGUCACGAAGCGCCAAGUAUCGCCUCGCGCUCCCCCGCGGUCCGACGGUCCGCCGCAGCUGAAGGCCAUCAGUCCAGUCAAGAACUCUCCGGCGUCCGAGGGACCGCCGCCUCUGACCAGGCCGGUCCUGAAAGCGGUCAACUCGUCAGCGAUCGACAACUCGUCAAGAACUCCAGACAUGACCAGAGCGGUAGCAUCCAAGCUUCACGACAAAAAUCCGUCGACUCCGUCACCCUCAUCGGGACGGACCGGGCCGAAAUGGAAACCUCCAGCUCGAAUAUCGGAGGGCAGCGGGUCAGCGCGGCGGCUCGACUCUCCCUCCGGCGGCGCCCUCCGUCGCCUGGGCCUCUCCCGGAACGUGCGGCUCAAGUCGCUUCAUCCGUCGGCCAAACCCGUCAUUUAGUUGUGCGAUGCGUAUGUACGGUAAGAGUGGUUCCGUUCAUGUUCGCUGUGUUUUUGGGAUGUGGCAUGCAUAUUUUCGUCUCAUGUCAUUCAUGCUGUCAAUGUGUGGUCAUUUCCUUGACGCUUACGUAUAUAGAUGAUUGCCUGCUUAAUGGCACGCGACGAGCGCUUGAAGACGAGAGUCGAGACAACAGUUCAGCGUAUCUUUUCAUUUCCUCUUGUGCUGUCUUUUACGUACAGUGCUCACGCUCACGUAAAAACUGAUUGUCAAACUUCCGGUAGUAUUCAAACUCAUGUUUAGACACCACUGUGGGCAACUGAACUGAACUUUCGUUUGACAGCAUGCACAUUGCAUAUAACGUUACACUAUCGAUUCAUGCAUAUCUCAGUGUCUUCAUAUUAUGUUUGUACUCAGUGGUAAGUAAUGUGACUGAUUUGAAGGACCAUGAGCCUCAUGAAGGACCAUGUGCUGCGUGCCUUCCGUCAAAUCUAAUACAUCCUUAAAAGAUC
Molecule: messenger RNA, 1907 nt
Organism: Amphibalanus amphitrite
Lineage: Eukaryota; Metazoa; Arthropoda; Thecostraca; Balanomorpha; Balanidae
Product: RAD51-associated protein 1-like
Exons: 6
Coding region: 436-1398 (320 amino acids)
Source: RefSeq, a predicted model, not a curated record